This is a messenger RNA of Salvelinus namaycush (lake trout), 1652 nucleotides long. RefSeq names its product hereditary hemochromatosis protein homolog. Bases 611 to 1228 code for a protein of 205 amino acids. Gene Ontology annotation, cellular component: external side of plasma membrane. The transcript is spliced from 2 exons. Gene Ontology annotation, biological process: immune response. NCBI's taxonomy places the organism in Eukaryota, Metazoa, Chordata, Actinopteri, Salmoniformes, Salmonidae. The record is from RefSeq and is a predicted model, not a curated record.
AUCUGAUUGGUGUUUGGCUGUGUGUGUAACAUGCAACAUGACUCACCCUCUCUUCCUCAUUCCACCCUCAGCUUCAUUUGGUCUUAAAUUUCCACCUCCACUUCUUUGACUCGUUCAACAACAUUAAAGUACCUUACCUUGUUUAGACAAGUGAAAAGAAAAGUCUGUCAGACGCUUCAGAGCUAGAAACCUGCUACGUGAGGCUACUGCAAAAGUAGUGAACAUUUCAAAAUCAUGGGUGAACUGUCUGUCCUUUCAUUUGUUCAUUAGUUUUACACUAUUGUCAACGCAGGUUCAGGAUCACAUUCUCUGUGGGCACUUGGAACAUAUACAGUAAUUGGAGAAACGCCUUUCCCUGAGUUACGGUUGUGGUGAUGUUGGAUGAUGUUCAAGUGGCUUGCUAUGUCUCCAACAAUAAACAGUCUGUCUACAGGGGACAACAUAUCACAGACAAAACUGAGGAAGAUGAAGCUCAGGACGGAGCUCAUGUAUUUGGAGUAAUAUACCAGAGGUAAUUUGAACUAAAGAUAGUUUGAACUAAAGCACCACUUUAAUCUCACGGAAGGUGUUCAAGUUUAGCAAAGAUUAACUGACUGUGAGAUGUUGGACAAUGGAGAACUGGCCUUGGCCGUGUUUAAGCAUGUUUUCAAUUGCAUUUUUCAAGAUGUAUUACAACAUGACACAUUAUACAUAUGAUGCUGGGAAACUACUACUGGGAAGGGAUGGGAUGAUGCAAGCAUACAAAACAACACUUUUUGAGACUUUUUACCUUCCCCUUUGCAUCAAACCACUGAAGACAGAGAAGAACGUUGUGAUGCGUAAAGUGCCUCCCAGACUCAGGUUGAUAAAGAAAGAGGUUUCUGGAGGGUUUCAGGUGAGCUGCCUGGCGUUUGGUUUCUACCCCCGCCACAUCAACCUGACCCUGCUGAGAGAUGGCCAGCCAGUGACAGAACAGGAGCUGACAGGGGGGGAGGUGCUGCCUAGUGGAGAUGGGACCUACCAGCUGAGGAAGAGUCUGGAGGUCAGUACUGAGGAGCUAAAGAAGAGACACAACUACACCUGUACUGCCUCUCACCUCAGUCUGGACAACAAGCUGGAUGCCAGUUGGGAGUCUGGGGCAGAGAGAGUUCACCUAUCCACCCUCUCAGUUCUACUGGUGAUGCUGCUGAUUGUUAUUCUAUUGGGCAUUUUCAUUUGUGUUAAAAGGAGGAGAUGCAGCUUCUCGUAGACAUUGUCACAACUUGCCAACGUUGAUGCAAAAGUGUCAGAAAAAAUUAACCUGUCCUCAGAUUCUGAGACCUAAUAAAAUGCUGGGACACUGAUGUAACUUUGUCGAUUCAGCUCAAUUCACAAUGAAAAGAUGACUCCCCACACUAUUAUUAUUACUGCAGUAUUACAGAUGUAGGAUCUUAAUUUGAACCAGUUUGCUACAGCAGAAAAAGAACACUGCAGCGACAGCAAAUGUAAUCUGGAGUUAUAUAUGUUUUGCAGUCUGUAAUUUCAAAUCAUAACUAUUCAUUAAUUUCAGAAUGCACUCUAUAUCUGUGCUGUAUUCCUGUUUGGCCCUGUCCGGGGGUAUCAUCGGAUGGGGUCACAGUGUCUCCUGACCCCUCCUGUCUCAGCCUCCAAUAUUUAUGCUGCAGUAGUUUAUG